GCUGCGCCCGGCCGCGCCGCGGGGCGGGGAGCGCGGGCAUGGCGGGGCGGAACCCGGGCACCGAGCUGGAACUUGGCUGGAUCUCAAAAGUAUAUGUGAAUCGACCUGCAGUGGUGAGGCAUGCAGAACAAAUUAAAAAAUGGAAAACUCUGAAAGGUAAUUGGCAAGCAGCUUGGCUGCUGAAAGCUGUCACCUGCAUAGACCUCACCACUCUCUCAGGCGAUGAUACUCCUUCAAAUGUUCAAAGGCUGUGUUUUAAAGCAAAGCACCCUAUCAGAGAGGAUCUGCUGAAAGCCUUGGACAUGCAUGAUAAAGGUAUCACUGUUGGAGCAGUUUGUGUGUAUCCUGCAAGAGUCUCUGAUGCAGUGAGCACCCUCAAGGCUGCUGGUUGUAACAUACCAGUGGCUUCAGUGGCUGCUGGGUUUCCAUCUGGACAAACUCCUCUGGAGACAAAACUGGCUGAAAUAAGGCUGGCAGUGGAAUAUGGUGCCCGAGAGAUUGACAUUGUCAUUAGCAGGAGUCUGGUGCUGACUGGCCAGUGGGAAGGUCUGUACGAGGAGAUCCGUCUGUGCCGUGCAGCCUGUGGAGAAGCUCACAUGAAAACAAUCUUGGCUACAGGUGAACUGGGCUCCCUUGCCAAUGUCUACAAAGCCAGUAUGAUAGCUAUGAUGGCAGGUUCUGAUUUUAUAAAGACAUCUACAGGAAAGGAGGUGGAAAAUGCGACCUUUCCUGUUGGCAUAGUCAUGAUGCGAGCCAUUAAGGAGUUCUACUGGCAAACUGGCUAUAAGGUUGGAUUUAAACCUGCAGGGGGCAUUAGGACAGCCAAGGAAGCCAUUACCUGGCUCAUGCUGGUGAAGGAGGAGCUGGGAGUGGAGUGGCUGACGCCGGAACUCUUCCGCCUGGGUGCCAGCAGUUUACUGGGAGACAUUGAGCAACAGAUUUUCUAUCAUGUGACUGGCUCUUAUGCACUUCAGCAUGAACUGGCAAUGGCUUAGACACAAAACCAACUCAGGAUUACUUUUACAAAAGAGGUCUUUAAGCAAACAGCAUUCAGAAGUAUUCUGACAACCAAGUGCAUAUGAUAGAAUUAAAGGCCUAAUUCUCUCUUCUUCAUAGUUCAUGGUAUUUAAAAAUAUGCUCAAGUCUGCUGGUUGUACUUGAUCCAAAAGCAGAAAAAAGUGGCAUUUCUGAAAUAGUUAAAUAGUUAAUACAUACAGAUUUGCAAAGUUAAUCUUGCAAAGUUCCUCAGACCAGCCUGAAAAGCUUAUUAAUGGCAACACUGAAAUACUAGGAAAAAUAUUUAGGUGGCCUGGUAACAUUUUGCAGUCUCAGAAUAUGAAAUAUCUAUGGAAUGCUUCAGAUUGCUAAUUAAGAGCUACUGAUCUUGGAAUAGAUUUCCAUUCACAUCAGACAAAAUCUUUUGGCACAGAUGUGUUGCACUAUAAAUUCUUCUGUUGAUUCAGUCUCAGGCAUUGUAACGGAAAAGAAGAAUGAAAUUUGGCUAUUACUUCUCUUUUAUCAAAUGUCUUCUGUUGGAAAAAAAAAAAGCCAACCAGACCUCUUUUUUAUUUUUUCUAUUUUUCCCCCCAAACUUAGGCACAGACAUCCAUAUUUAGACCCUUGAAUAAAAGUGGCUUGAUUUCUAGAACAGCUGAGUAUCCACAGUUGCUCCUGAAGUUAAUGGGAGCUCUGGGUGAUCAGAACAACUGAAAAUCAAGCAGUCUCUAUAUAGGUGCCUAACUAUGUAUUCAGGGGCCUAUUUUUAGGCAUUUCAGUCUUAAAAUUUUAGUCUAACUUACUUAGAAGCUACAGUUCCUGUCUCCUGUCAUUUUAAAACACAUUCAUGCAAAUCUUUCCAUUUUCAUGUAGGGGGGUUGACUGUCAGUUUGCAGGUGUCACUGUUCAGCUGGCUGAACUUCAACUUUGCCAUUCCAAAAGAAAUACUUGAAUUUAAAAGAUAAUCUGAAUUGUGUCUUAUAUAGGGUUUAUUGAUUCAAUGUAAAAAAUUGUGCUUUUUUCAGAGCACAUUAAGAACAAUAGCCAAAUCGCAACACCUUUUGAGUAUCAGACUGGUGCUAGUAGAUUCAUUUUAUCAGUACUGCAUUCUGUUCACUAACCAGAGUUGUACUAAAAACUUAAUUAUCAUCAUGACUAGUCUCACUGACUUAAGUAGGUCUCAUCAUGAAAGUAAGAGGAGGAGGAGGAUUUUGCUGUAAAUCAAGCUACGAGGUGCAUUUAUUACAAAGAGAUUUAUUAUAAAGAUAAUUACUGUUAUUUAUCUGGCUAUACCACCUGAAUCACUAGAGUGCUACAAAAAGCCUUGGAGAGACAGGAAAGCUGAUUAGGGGAAAAACAAAUAAAGGAAAACAAUAUAUACAGAAAGCAAAAUCCUAUAUGAAGUGCUCAGGAUUAAAAAUGGGCCCUAAUUUCUCAGAAAAUAGUUAAUCCAAGGCUUUCAGUGUUUUUCUGCUUUAGAUCUCAACACAGAAGGUGAGGCUGAGCUGUGACUCUGUUUUCCUGAAAAUAGCCCAUUUUUACCAUGAGUUUUCCUUCUGAUUUCAUUGGCAGUUUUGCCAAGGAACAAUUCAAGUGCCUGUCUGCAUAUGGAAGGGAAAAUUCUGCUGCUGAGCUUUCAGAAAUACAGAGCUAUUAUAAGAAGUCAGCUCCCACCAGGCUUUUUCCAGUCUGACUCUCUGCCCUGCCCUCCCAGCCACCAAAUACUGGAUUUUGCUGCUGCUCUAGAAAUAUUAUUAAAUGUAAUAAAUGUCCAUACUUUCAUAGUGGGAAAUAAUACCACUUGCAAACCACA
Molecule: messenger RNA, 2809 nt
Organism: Lonchura striata (white-rumped munia)
Lineage: Eukaryota; Metazoa; Chordata; Aves; Passeriformes; Estrildidae
Gene: DERA
Product: deoxyribose-phosphate aldolase
Biological process (GO): carbohydrate catabolic process; deoxyribonucleotide catabolic process
Cellular component (GO): cytoplasm
Molecular function (GO): deoxyribose-phosphate aldolase activity
Source: RefSeq, a predicted model, not a curated record